AUGUGUCUGCAGUUCGCGGCGGCGAAUCAGAUAUACACGGCUGUCUCGAAGAUUGCGGCGACGUCGCAUGAUGAGGGCAUGGUGAGGGAUGCGGUGGCAUUCUACAAUGCGCUGAUUGAUAGCGAAGAGGAGGAUUUUCUCGAAAACGACGUGUUUGCCGUGUCGCUUAUGAACUUCAUCAACCGCACGGUGGGCUCGGGGAGUAUGGGCGUGGGCGAAGAUAUCGAAGCGGAUAUUGUGGAGCUGCUGUUUGGCAUUGCGGCGAAGAUCCGAUUACAGCCUGAGAUUCUGCCGGUGUGGUUCACGACGGCGUCGUCGGACGAGAACGGGCGGCUGGUGAAUAAAAAGGUGGAUUUCGCGGGCGUCACGCAGAAGGAGGACUUCCCGUUGUGCUACCAGCUCAUUGAUCAUGUGCAUCAUGAGGGGCGUAUUGGGGACUUUGCGCGCACGGGGUUGUUGUACAUCUUCGAGUCGGCGUCGAAGUCGUUGACGUUGGAGGCGUGGAUUGUGAAUAGUGAUCUGCCUACGCUGAUGGCGACGGGUCUGGGAGCUCUCUACAGCCAGUUGAGCAGACACUUGCCGAUUAUCCUGUCGCUUUCCGACUACAGCGAAAUGCAGUCAAAUGCACAGGCGGAGAGCUUCUUCGGCGAAGACUUCCAGAACCAUUUGGUCACUUUCCUGUCGUAUCUCACCUUCUGGCAAGAUGUGCUCGAGCACUGCCGAUCGACUGAGGUCCGACAUACCUUGAUUGACCACUUCCAGAUUCUAUUCCUUCAACAGCUCUUAUACCCCUCGCUACUUGAGUCAUCCGAUGCUGAUGGUGGCUCCUCAGUGGCGGUACUCACAUAUCUCAGACGCAUUCUUGAUGCAUUAGAUCAUCCUGAACUUGUCAACAUGAUCCUUCAAUACCUACUCGCACUCAAAGACUACGCGUCAACGUCACCAGAAGCGCCACGAUCACCCGUUGCUAUCAAGCGAAGGCAGUCGCUGAUGCUUCUCAGUGGACCAGAUCAGGAUGACGAUCGCCUGAAUCCCUCAUUGUUCAAUCUAGUUGAUCUGGUACUGGGCAGCACUAGUUCACGUAACGCGCAGACAGUCAGUGCCGCGUUGAAACUGACUACGGUCAUAGUUGGCAAGAAUCAUGGGUACGCUCUCGGUUCCCUCGUCAAGGUCAUGCAUCUGCAUCACAAAGAGCACUACCGGACAAUCGGCUCGCUCAACAUCGAACUUGAAACGUAUCUAAACCUCGCUAUCAAUCUAGCGGGAGAAGAAGGCGUUGAUGAGGCAUAUGAAACCCAUCUCAAAGACAUGCAGAGCAUGCUAGAGAGUCAUCCAUGCUCUCUGAAAGCUAUUGCUCUGCCGGAUUCGUCACAUAAAACCCAAAACUACUUCGAUGGGUCCGAGUCUGCAGCGAAAGAAGUCGACCCGCAUUACCUCUUACCUGAAGAUCCGCUCUUCCAAUCCCUCGUCGAUCUGCUACUCAGCUUUCUCACGAACGAUAUUGAGACGAAUCUCGCACUCACAGAAACGAUCAUCUGUAUGGGAACAUGCUCUCAGCUGAGACUUGAGGGGUGGCUUGCUGUCGACCCGGCGGACUACCACUUUGAAGAGAUGGGAGAAGAACCCGAGCAGUUCACGAACGAGAACUUCCGCGACAUGCUCAUGGCAAACCGAAUCCCUACCUGGAAACCAUCAGCCACACCGCAACUGCUUGCGUGCCUACAACAGCUACAGGUUCAAGUUGAUUCUCUGAGAAGUGACAUCACAGAUUGGGAUGACCAUGUUGCGAACCGCAAAACCGCGUUCCAAUUCCACGAAGAGAUGCACGAUGCGAUGAAGAUGUCAACGCCACAGCAGAGGCCGACUCGAGCGCCAUCGGAGACCCAGACAGGAUCAUGGACUCCGCAGAUACCAAAACACGUGCUUGAUAACCCAACAACUCCAUCAAGAACGGGAUCCCCUCGAGGAAGGAAGGAGGCUUUGGCGGAGCAACGUGGCACGCCAGCAGCAUCGCCCGCGCCGUCGAAGUUUGGCGGACAGACACUUGUCGGAUCACCAUCGCGGACUUUAUCACCACUACCAGCCACUCAAGCCGCGAAAAGGCAGACGACGCUCUUCUCAGACAUUGAUGCAAAUUUUGCAGGUCUGCGACACAACGAGUUUCUCAAGAGACGCAUACGCUUCCGUCGCCCUGCUGGUUCACGGGAGAUUGAAGUCUUGCUUUCUAAGUACCAACCUCCGCCUAAGGACGAAAGCGAAGAUGCCGCUGCUGGAGCAGAGGAAGAAGUAGAACAAGAUGACAUUCGCGAAGCUAGCUUGUUGCACAUCAUCACAAACGUGGUUAUAUUGCAAGAGUUUGUAUUGGAGCUGGUGGCCCUGAUGCAGAUCCGAGCCAGCUUGUUUAACGAGGUCAAGUUUGCUUGA
Parastagonospora nodorum SN15 is the source of this 2424-nucleotide messenger RNA. RefSeq lists its product as hypothetical. The coding region runs from base 1 to 2424 and encodes 807 amino acids. The record is from RefSeq and is a predicted model, not a curated record. The transcript has 3 exons. Lineage: Eukaryota; Fungi; Ascomycota; Dothideomycetes; Pleosporales; Phaeosphaeriaceae.